Messenger RNA from Drosophila miranda, 519 nucleotides. RefSeq lists its product as uncharacterized. The record is from RefSeq and is a predicted model, not a curated record. Lineage: Eukaryota; Metazoa; Arthropoda; Insecta; Diptera; Drosophilidae.
UCUGUGUGUGGGGUGGGGGCAAAUAUGAGGCAGCGUAGCAGACAUUUCGACGUCGUGUCCGUUGUCUUGUCUUUACAACUGAAUCCACACAUCGUAGCGUGCCGUGCCGUGCCGUGCCGUUCCAUGCCAUGCCAUGCCAUGCCGUCUCGUCCCGUCAUGUGCAUUGAGCUGUCUUUUGUUCUGGCUCGAUCGAUCUUUCCUUCCGUUCAUCUGUCGAUUGCAUUUAAGGCAAAUAUCCCUUAUAAGAAAUACCAGCGGCGACCAGCAGCUACCAGCAGCUACCAGCAGCACCUAUAUGUCUUAUCGUCGGUGGAAAUGCUUGACAAUAAAUUAGAAUUUGUGCAAAUUGUCCCAGCCCAGCCGAUCGAUCCACUCCACUCCACUCCACUCGAUGGUCCCGCCAUGAUCGUGCAAAUAAUAGAGUCAAAACUGAAGAAGCAAAAGCCCUCAGGCAAAUCGCAGAUUUCUGUGAUUUAUACCAUAACAAAAUAAAACCUAAAAAAAUCAAACAAUAACCAC